UCUGUGUGUGUAUGUGUGUGUUUCAGUGAUGGGGCAGUGACUGUGCCUCAGUGUUACAGUCCUGCUCAGCUCAGACAUUUAGUUUUUGAUUGAAUAAUUGAAUUUUGGUUUAAUUUUCUUCUUCAUCCCCUGCCUCCUUGUCACCAUGCUGCGGGUUGUUGUAGAGUCAGCUAAAGGUUUGCCCAAAAAGAAGGUUGGAACUCCUGAUCCAAUCACAUCUGUGAUCUUUAAAGAGGAAAAGAAGAAAACCAAAUCCAUUGACAGUGAACUGAAUCCUGUAUGGAAUGAGGUGCUCGAGUUUGACCUGAAGGGCACGCCGCUGGACACCAGCGCCUACAUCGAUGUGAUUGUGAAAGACUAUGAAACACUUGGGAAAGACAAGUUUCUUGGAUCGACUAAAAUCUCUUUGAGAGACCUCGCCUCAGGUCAAACGCGAACAAUACCGUCCAAAAACGUGCCAUUGCUCAACGAAAGUGGUCAGAAUAUCGGAGCAACAAUCGACCUUGUGAUUGGCUACGAUCCUCCACCAAACGCUGCACCAAACCCCAAUGACCCUCAAGUAGGAGACACUAUGAUGGACACUGGUGGCGGCGGUGGUGAUGGUGACGGGGGUGAUGAGGGGAAUGAGACUCAGCUGGAUGGAAGUACAACUACUCCUGCAGGGGGCGCAACGCCCUCUGGUCAGACGGUGAACCUGCGUAAGCGACUAGCCAGAGCACAGGGUCGCCACCGACUGGCCAAUAAACCUCAAGACUUCCAGAUCCGUGUUCGGAUCAUCCAGGCUCGUCAGUUGUCGGGGAACAAUGUCAAACCCGUGGUGAAAGUCAGCACGUGUGGACAAACCCACAGGACGAGGAUCAGGAGGGGAAACAACCCGUACUUUGACGAGAUGUUGUUCUAUAAUGUCAACAUGCUGCCGUCUGAUCUGUUCGAUAAGCAAAUAAGCUUCCGGGUGUAUGAUUCUUACUCACUGAGGGCCGACAGUCUCAUGGGAGAAUUCAAGCUGGACGUCGGUUAUAUUUACGAUGAACCAGCCCACUGUGUCAUGAGGAAGUGGCUUCUCCUCAAUGACCCAGAUGAUUCCAACUCUGGAGCUAAAGGCUACCUCAAAGUCAGCCUCUUUGUCGUUGGAACAGGAGAUGAACCUCCGGUGGAGAAGAGGGAGUGUAGCGACGACCAGGAUGACAUAGAGAGUAACCUGCUGCUGCCGGCCGGUGUGACUCUGCGAUGGGCCACGCUCUCGCUGAAGGUCUUCAGGGCUGAAGAUAUUCCUCAGAUGGACGACGCCUUUGUCCAGUCCCUGAAAGGGAUUUUUGGAGGUGAUGGAAACAAGAAGAACCUGGUGGAUCCUUUCUUAGAAGCUCGCUUCGCAGGCAAAAAGCUGUGCACUCAGAUCAUUGAGAAGAACGCAAACCCUGAAUGGAACCAGAUCCUGCACCUUCAAGUGAAGUUCCCCUCCAUGUGUGAGUCUGUCAAACUUACAGUCUUUGAUUGGGAUCGCUUGACAGGGAAUGAUGCCAUUGGUACGACGUACCUGAACCUUGCCAAGAUUGCCUCCUCUGGUGGAGAGAUAGAAGAGGAACAUGCAGGAAAUGUGGAAAUAUCAUCGUUUGAAGCUAAGACGGGUCAGUCCGAGGUGGGUUUCCUGCCUGUGUUUGGGCCGUGCUUUGUCAACCUUUACGGCAGCCCCAGAGAGUUCACCGGGCUGCCAGAUCCCUAUGAGGAUCUCAACUUUGGCAAGGGAGAAGGAGUGGCGUACCGUGGGAGGAUCAUGGUGGAGCUGGCCACAAAGUUGGAGGGGAAAGUGGACAAAACUGUUGACAACAUCCACAGUGACGACAUCCUGGUGGCUCAGAAGUACCAGAGGAGGAGGAAGUACUGCCUGUGCGCCGUCUUCCACAGCGCUACCAUGAUUCAGGAGCCUGGCGAACCAAUCCAGUUUGAGGUCAGCAUCGGUAACUACGGCAACAAACUGGACGCCACGUGCAAACCUCUGGCGUCCACCACUCAGUACAGCUGUGCUGUAUUUGAUGGUAACCAUUAUUAUUACCUGCCCUGGGCCAACACUAAGCCGGUGGUGGUGGUUACCUCAUACUGGGAAGACAUCAGCCACCGCUUGGACUCUGCCAACAUCAUCCUCUUCAUUGCUCACCACCUGCAAUCCAACCUGAAGGCCUUUAAAACUGCCAUCUCAGCCAAAGUCUCCGACAACCAACUGGUAGAGGUGUGGCUGAAGUUACUCAAUCAGCUCAUCGAGGACCUGGAAAGUUUCCCCAUGCCUGAACUGGAGGGCCGCUCCAACCUGACGUCACUGGACAUCCAAAUCAAAAAGCUGCGAGACAGCGAUUUGAAGUCCAUCCUACAGGGAGCCAGACGGAUGAGAGAGGAGGCCAUGGAGAUCAAAGACACUCUGCCCGACAUUGAGGCCUUGGCUGACAAACUUCACAUGCUGGCUGAAGAGCCCCAGAACAGCAUGCCUGACGUGAUUAUCUGGAUGCUCCGCGGUGAGAAGAGAGUGGCCUACAGUCGCAUCCCCGCUCACCAAAUCCUCUUUUCCACGUAUGGUGAGCAGGCGUGUGGUCGACACUGUGGCAAGACACAGACCAUCUUCCUACAGUACCCGAUGGACAAGGACAAAGGUUUGAAGGUGCCAGUUCAGAUCAGAGUCAACAUGUGGCUGGGUCUGUCUGCUCAGGAGAAGAAGUUCAACUCCUUCUCUGAGGGAACCUUCAGUGUGUUCGCUGAGUUGUACGAGAACCAGGCCAAAGUGUUCGGGAAGUGGGGGACCACAGGUCUGGUGGGACGCCACAAAUAUUCAGACGUCACGGGCAAACUGAAGCUGAAGCAAGAGUACUUCCUGCCCCCUAGAGGAUGGGAGUGGGAGGACCAGUGGUUCAUUGACCCAGAGAAAGCUCUGUUGACGGAGGCAGAUGCAGGACACACUGAAUUUAUGGACGAGGUUUUCCAAAAUGAGACUCGCUUCCCCGGAGGAGAGUGGAAAGCUGCCUCCGAGCCCUUCACUGAUGUGAAUGGAGAAAAAAGCCGCCAGCCAGGAGAGUUUGAGUGUCCUCCAGGCUGGAUGUGGGAGGACGAGUGGACAGUGGACGACAAUAGAGCUGUGGAUGAUCAAGGCUGGGAGUAUGGAGUGACCAUCCCUCCAGAUGACAAGCCUCGCUCCUGGGUUCCCACAGAGAAGGUGUACCACGUCCACCGCAGGAGGAGGCUGGUCAGGCCACGCAGGAGAGCCGCGCCCCCUUCAGGAACACCAGUGGAGAGACAGGAUCAAGGUGACCCCGAGGGAUGGGAAUUCUCCUCUCUGAUUGGCUGGAAGUUCCACAGGAAGGAGCGCUCAUCGGAUACGUUUCGUCGCAGGCGCUGGAGGCGCAAGAUGGGACCGGAGGACCGCCUCGGAGCGUCUGCCAUCUUUCAACUGGAGGGUGCACUAGGUGUUGAUACCGAGGAAAAGGAGAAAGGCUCCAAGACCGAUGUCUCCAAGCUGUUUGGUGCAAACACACCCACUGUGUCUUGCUCCUUUGACAGGUCAUAUGUGUACCACCUCCGUGUCUAUGUCUACCAGGCUCGGAACUUGACAUCAAUGGACAAGGAUAGUUUUUCUGAUCCGUACGCUCACAUCUCCUUCCUGCAUGUGAGUAAGACGACAGAGAAGCUGCGAGCGACGCUGAACCCGACCUGGGACCAGACUUUGAUUUUCAAUGACGUGCAGAUUUACGGAGACCCUCAGCACGUUGCUCAGCACCCGCCCGAUGUCAUCGUGGAGUUCUACGACCACGACCAAGUGGGGAAGGAUGAGCUGCUGGGUCGCACUGUUUGCACUCCAAUGGUGAAACUGAGUGCCGGCAUGGAUCAGACACCCAGGCUUCUGUGGCAUUCCAUCAUUCAGAAGGGACAGAAGGCAGGAGAGGCACUGCUGGCUGCUGAACUUAUCCUGAAAGACAAGUCAGGGGACUCAGAGCUUCCUCUGUUUCCUUCAAUGAGAGGAGAGAACCUCUACAUGGUUCCUCAGGGAAUCCGGCCCGUGGUGCAGCUCACUGCUGUGGAGAUUCUGGCCUGGGGUCUGAGGAACAUGAAGUCAUACCAGCUGGCCUCAGUGACCUCCCCCAGCCUGGUGGUGGAGUGUGGUGGUCAGAGGGUGGAGUCUGCUGUCAUCAAGAACUUGAAGAAGAGCCCCAACUUCCCCAGCUCUGUCCUCUUCAUGAAAGUGCUCCUUCCAAAGGAGGAAAUGUUUACACCUCCCAUCGUGCUGAAGGUGAUCGAUCACCGUCCGUUCGGCCGGAAGCCCGUGGUUGGUCAGUGCACCAUCACGUCCCUGGAGGGGUUCAGAUGUGACCCCAACAUCAUCACUGCAGAUGGAGCCAUGUCUUCCAAAAUGUCUCUGAUGAUGGCGUCCCCUUACAAACACAUUUCUAUCAACAUGGAGGACAGACCUCUGCUGGAGGCCCAGAUUGCAGAGAAGGAAAAAGAGACGGUUGAUUGGUGGAGCAAAUUCUAUGCUUCAACCGGAGACCGUGAGAAAUGUGGGCCUUACCUCAAGAAAGGAUACGACGCCCUCAAAGUGUAUGAAUGUGAACUGGAGGAUGUCCCGGAAUUCAUGGGGCUGACGGAUUUCUGCAACACCUUUAAACUGCAGCGGGGCAAGAACGAAAGUGGAGACGAUGACCCCACCGUGGUUGGAGAGUUCAAGGGUUCAUUCAGAGUCUACCCGCUGUCAGACGACCCGGGUGUUUGUCCUCCUCCCCGUCAGUUCCGCGAGCUGCCAGACAGCGGAACGCAGGAGUGUCUGGUCAGGAUCUACGUGGUCCGAGCCAUAGAUCUACAACCCAAGGACAACAACGGCAGAUGCGACCCAUACAUUAAAAUAUCGCUGGGAAGGAACACAAUUGACGACAGAGACCAUUACAUACCCAAUACCAUCGGCCCCGUGUUUGGAAGGAUGUUUGAGAUGACAUGUUUCCUGCCGCAGGACAAAGACCUGAGAAUCUCAGUCUACGACUAUGAUCUCCUGAGCCGCGACGAGAAGGUCGGGGAGACGGUCAUCGACCUGGAGAACCGCUUCCUGUCCAGAUACAACUCCUACUGUGGCCUGCCACAAACAUACUGCACUUCUGGUAUAAACCAGUGGAGGGACCAGCUGAAGCCGUCUGAGAUCCUGGAGAACCUGGCUCGUCUUAAAUGUCUGUCCAAGCCCAGAACUGAGGACAACGGCACCUCACUCACCUUCAACGGCAAAGACUACACGCUGGCUCAGUUUGAAAACAACAAGGAGAUCCAUCAACAUCUGGGUCCGGCCCGAGAGCGACUCUGCCUUCACGUGCUCAGGUCGCAGGGACUUGUCCCCGAACAUGUGGAGUCCAGGACCCUCUACAGCAGCUUCCAGCCCAAUCUCUCUCAGGGAAAGCUUCAGAUGUGGGUGGACGUUUUCCCCAAGAGCAUCGGCGUCCCCGGUCCUCCGUUUGACAUCACACCACGCAAGCCUAAGAAGUAUUUCCUGCGAGCCGUGAUCUGGAACACCACCGACGUCACAUUAGACGAGAAGAGCAUCACCGGAGAAAGCAUGAGCGACAUUUACGUCAAAGGCUGGAUGCCAGGUAUGGAGGAGGACAAGCAGAAGACGGACGUCCACUACAGGUCCCUGGACGGCGACGGUAACUUUAACUGGAGGUUCAUCUUUGACUUUGACUUCCUGCCCGCUGAACAACACUGCCUCGUGUCCAAGAAGGAACACUUCUGGAGUCUCGACAAGACCGAGUUCAGGAUUCCGCCCAAGUUGAUUGUUCAAAUAUGGGACAACGACAAAUUCUCGCUGGAUGAUUAUCUUGGAACACUGGAGCUGGAUCUGCGGGACCUGGUCGCCCCUGCAAAGACCCCAGAGAAGUGUUCUCUGGAGAUGAUGGAUGUCAUCAACAGAGAGGCUCCAUGCAAGAUGGAGAAUGCCAAAUCUCUGUUUGCACAGCAGUCUGUCAGAGGCUGGUGGCCCUGCUCCAUCGAGCAGGACGGACAGAAGGCCCUGGGUGGCAAAGUGGAGAUGACGCUGGAGAUUGUGAGCGAAACGGACGCAGACGAGAGACCGGCGGGAAAAGGCAGAGACGAACCCAACAUGAACCCAAAACUGGACUCUCCCAAUCGCCCGGAAACAUCCUUCUUCUGGUUCACUAACCCGUGUAAGACCAUGAAGUUCAUCGUGUGGAGAAGGUUCAGGUGCCUCUUCAUCACCAUCAUCAUCCUCACUAUAGUCAUCCUCUUCCUCGCCAUCCUGUUGUACUCUUUACCGAACUACAUCUCGAUGAAGAUCGUGAGGCCUCUGGCAUAACUUCACCGAGGAGGAGAAAGAAAAGCAGCAGGAGGAGCUGGACAGGACAAUGACUGCAGGUUCACAGUGAAUACACUGCUUUUAAAGCCUUUAGUGUUUUAUAAAUGGGGAAAUGGGUUCUUGCACAUUUUUGCACUAUAUCAACAACACGUUUUUUUUUUUAAUUACCACAAACACUUUUAUGUCUACACCAUUACUGAACUGUGACAGAAACUGGACCACUAAACUCACUCACCGCUUUCAUCACCGGAAUAUAGAAGCUUUUCCCUUUUAUACUGUGAUGCAACCAAAUAAACAGUCCACAGUUAUUUGUUAGGGAGAUUGUGCACAAAAAAGUAGUAUUUGGUGGUGAUUGCACAGUUAAAUAAAAUUCUAAUGCACAAUGUAAGUAAAUGAAGCGGCGACCACUUAAUUACGCAACUGUUUUAUUUGACGGCAUAACAAUGUACUUGGGUUUUCUAUCAUCUCUCAGUAUAAUACGGAUUUUUGUGACCGACGACAGUCAUCUCAAGUGUGUCUGACUUUUAUAUGUUACGUAGUAUAUUAAAAAAUAAGCGGCC
Solea senegalensis (Senegalese sole) is the source of this 6888-nucleotide messenger RNA. RefSeq names its product myoferlin-like. Gene Ontology annotation, cellular component: membrane. The transcript has 54 exons. The coding region runs from base 146 to 6328 and encodes 2060 amino acids. Lineage: Eukaryota; Metazoa; Chordata; Actinopteri; Pleuronectiformes; Soleidae. The record is from RefSeq and is a predicted model, not a curated record. Gene Ontology annotation, biological process: plasma membrane organization.